Vicia villosa (hairy vetch) is the source of this 1029-nucleotide messenger RNA. RefSeq lists its product as uncharacterized. The transcript has a single exon. NCBI's taxonomy places the organism in Eukaryota, Viridiplantae, Streptophyta, Magnoliopsida, Fabales, Fabaceae. The record is from RefSeq and is a predicted model, not a curated record. Bases 1 to 1029 code for a protein of 342 amino acids.
AUGGUUAUUGGGAAUUUUGGGAAGUGUGGGGUUGGAGAUCCUAGGGAGUCUUAUUGUCGUUUUAAAAUUGGGAAUGGGUUUUCUACUCUGUUUUGGAAAGCGUCGUGGUUGGAAACGUUUUGUUUAAAGAAGGAUUUUUCGGAUUUAUAUGAGAAUUCUAGUUUGUUUAAGGUGGCGGUGGCGGGAAUGGGAGGUUGGGUGAAUGGGGUUUGGACUUGGGGGAAUUUUGGGAUUAACCCAUUGGUUUUAGCCGAGCAUAACCUUGAGUCGGAGAUGGAUUCCUUGUGUGUUUUGUUGGAGGGUCGUGGGCCUUGUAAUGCGGUAGGUGAUGAGGCGGUGUGGAGAGCCGAAUCGGAUAGAGUUUUCUACACUGUUUCUUGUUAUAAGUUUUAUGUCGGUUGUCGUAUUCCUUACGGUCCUUUUAAUAAAUUUGAUGGGGCUUUAGGUUUGGUGUGGAAAGCGGAAGUUCCGUUCAAAAUUAAGGCGUUUGAUUGGAGUCUCCUUGUGAAUAGGCUUCUAACAAAGGAUUUACUCUUACAUAGAGGCAUUACUUUUUUGGUAGAUAAUUUCAAGUGUGUUUUUGAUGGUGUCAAUCCGGAAAGUCGAAAUCAUUCUUUCUUUACUUGUUCUUCGGUUAAGGCAGUUUGGAGUGUGGUGGUUAUGUGGAUUGGUAAACCGUAUGGAGGGGUUGAGGUAGAUUGCUUGAGGGGUUUUAUGGAUUGGUUAUCCUUUUGUAAAAAAAAGAAAGUUAAAGAAGGUAAACUAGGAGUAGUUUGGUUAGCAACUUUAUGGACUCUUUGGCUUAAUAGGAAUGGAGUUUGUUUUCAGAAUGAAGUGUGGAAUAUGGAUAAUACAAUUUGGAGCAUCAAGUUUUUGGUGUGGAAGUGGGCUUUUAUAGGAGAUAUUACACAUUCCAUUUGUAGUUGUUACGAUUUUAACAAAGAUCCUUUGUUAUUUAUUUCGCAGUACCAAUUCGUUUGUAAUUUCUCGGGUUUUUUUGGCGGGGAUGUCUCCCCUUUCAUGAUGUAA